GGGUGUCAAGUUUGUCUCUCUGUCGACUGUCACUGUCACUCUACGCAAACUCAUGUGGCUGUCCAUCAAGUCAAUAACAAACCAACACGUAAUAUAACCUAAUAUAAAUUGUGAUUAUUCUACCUCCAGUCAACAAACACCAUUUAUUUUACACGUUUCUAUUUCAUUAUAGUAUUCGUUAAAUUUAAACAUCAUGGAUAGCUCAUAUGAACAUCCGGAAACAUUGGAGGAAACUACACCACCCUUCAUAUUAAAUAUACGGGAUUUAGUGACUGAUUUUAUUGGAGAUUAUGGUUGGUAUUUCCUCGCACUAUGCUUGAUAAUUUUGUACUAUUGGCAAACCAUCCAGCAGCGUCUGGACCGAUGGUACAACGAGAAAUCUGACAAGGAGUACGCUGCAAAAUGUAAAAAAGAUCCUGAUUGGAUGCGCAAAAGACAGCUGGAGAUGGAAGCAGCAAGGAAGAAGAUGCAGGAGGAGAUGGACGCUAAAGCUGCAUUGCAUGCUGCAAAAAUGAAAGAGAAAGAAGAACAAAGGAGGGCCGAACUACUGGCUUCUACAUCAACAAAAGGGGGACAGAGGCUAGGGAGUGGGGAGACCUCCAGCGAAUCGGCAAACAACACGGAACCUACAAGGGCGGCCAAGAAAACGUACCGACCAGAGUACAAUCCGUUGAUGGGAAGUGGUGGCAGUGGAGGUUAUCGUCCGCCCAGGAGAGGAUGCCCAGGGGGUGGCUGCGGGUAACAUCAAUUGGGAACAAGUUCCUGUGUUUGUUGACCUCCAGUAUAUUGAUACACAUUUGUACAUACUGCUGGUUUUUAUUUGUUACCAGCAAUAGAAUACAUGUUAAUAUUCUUCAAACGUAAGAACUAUUGUUAAUACAUUUUUUGUUAAAAUGUUUAGUAAUAAAUAACAAAAUUGUAAUUACUUCGUUACUGCUGACAUCAAUAAAUUUUUACUUUCAUAAGCGUA
This is a messenger RNA of Homalodisca vitripennis (glassy-winged sharpshooter), 970 nucleotides long. RefSeq names its product selenoprotein S-like. The coding region runs from base 194 to 742 and encodes 182 amino acids. Gene Ontology annotation, cellular component: Derlin-1 retrotranslocation complex; endoplasmic reticulum membrane; Derlin-1-VIMP complex. Lineage: Eukaryota; Metazoa; Arthropoda; Insecta; Hemiptera; Cicadellidae. Gene Ontology annotation, biological process: endoplasmic reticulum unfolded protein response; retrograde protein transport, ER to cytosol. The record is from RefSeq and is a predicted model, not a curated record. The transcript is spliced from 5 exons.